Schistocerca nitens (vagrant locust) is the source of this 3980-nucleotide messenger RNA. Its product is annotated as monocarboxylate transporter 2-like. NCBI's taxonomy places the organism in Eukaryota, Metazoa, Arthropoda, Insecta, Orthoptera, Acrididae. The record is from RefSeq and is a predicted model, not a curated record. Gene Ontology annotation, molecular function: monocarboxylic acid transmembrane transporter activity. Gene Ontology annotation, biological process: transmembrane transport; monocarboxylic acid transport. The coding region runs from base 201 to 1667 and encodes 488 amino acids. The transcript is spliced from 8 exons.
UGGAACAUCAGACAUCACGGUAGCAGUCCGUGUUACGGGGACGAGUAGUUAUCAAGAUGAUGAGCUAAUGUCAGAUACGAAGCGACAGCGACCAGUCAGACUUUGAACGACGCUCUGAGUGGCACUCCUCAACUGCUUCAGAACAGUAGGACGCUACUCGGCACUCGUGAUUGGACACAGUAAAUUCUGCAGAUGCGAAGAUGACUGCGAUGAAAACAGCUGAAUAUGAAAUCAUUCCACCUGAUGGAGGCUGGGGCUGGAUGGUGGUCCUUGGGGUGGCCCUAAAUUACAUGACCAGUCAAGCCCUCAUCUCCGUGUUCAGCGUGUUGUUUGGACAAAAGCUGAUCUCGAUGGGACAUGAGACAACAAGUGCAGCCGUCAUAAUGAACGUUAUGACGGCAGUCAUGAACUUCUCUGGUCUACUUACCGGACCGCUGCUGAAGAAGUUCUCGAUGCGGCAGGUGGCGGUCGUGGGAGGGUGCUUCGUGGUGACCGGCCUGGUGCUCACCAGCUUCGCCAAUUCUAUCAUCCAUAUCAUCAUCACCUACAGCAUCUUCGUAGGUCUGGGGAUGGGUCUGUUCACGCCGUCGGGCUUCCUGGCAGUCAAGACGUACUUCGUGGAGUCUCGCGGCCGCGCCGUGGGACUGUCGAUGGCGGGAGCCAACUGCGGCCAGAUGGCGAUGCCUCACGUGGUGCGGCUGCUGCUGGAGAUGUACGGCUUCAGCGGCGCGCUGCUGGUGCUGGGCGGGGUGGCCAUGCACGGGCCGCUCGGCUCGCUCUUCUUCCACCCCGUGGAGUGGCACGCCGAGCGCCGCCCUGCGGCCAACGAGCUGACGCUGCUCAAGGGCGAGUCGGAGCCCGGCGAGGAGGUGCGGCCGCGCCGGCCCAGGAGGAACGCCUCCAUGGCGUCGCUGGCCAGCUCAGAGGUGGGCGACAUGGCCGACGUCGUGCCCGAGGACCGCCGCAUGCGCCUGGGACCCACCUGGGAGGAGGACGAGGAACAGGGCGCGGGAGCGGCAAUGGGCACCUUCCAGAAGAAGCCGCAGCCGAUGUGGCGACGUGUGGUCGCCUUCAUGGACCUGGACCUGCUGCGGAACCCUGUGUACCUGAACGUGCUGCUGGGCACGGCGUGCAUGAUGACGUCGACGGUGAACUACUCGCUGCUGCUGCCGUUCUACCUGCAGCGCCACGUGGGUCUCUCGAUGACCGACACGGCGCUCUGCCUCACCAUGAUGGCCGCCGGCGACUUCGUGUCGCGUCUCACCGUGCCCCCCAUCACGGAUCGCAUCAAGGCCAGGGCGAGGUACACCUUCUUCCUCGGAGCCUGCUUCAUGGCCCUUACGCGAUCAGCAAUCGCGAUGAGCACCGGGAUGGUGCCACUGUGCGUCUGGAACGCGCUGUGCGGCUUCUCUCGCGGCGCCGCCGUCGUCAACAACAAUCUGUGCGUCGCCGAAGUGUGUCCUGAGGAGAAGCUGCCGGGCGCCGUGGGGCUCAACAUGGUCUGCACCGGCUUCAUGCUGCUCGCCGUGGGGCCCAUCAUAGGAUACGUUCGUGAUGAGACGGAGAACUAUCCACUGUGUAUGCACCUGCUGUCAAUCCUGGUGGCAAUAGCAAUGUUUUCCUGGCUCGUCGAAGGCGUACUGCACUGGUGUCGCCGCAAGAGAUGAGUGUGGACCAUCUUAUAACUGGUGUUAUGCCAAAUUUUAACUAACAAAACUGCCAUGACUUUUAUACAUAACAUUGUUCCUGUACAAGGGAAAAUAUACAUUUGUUUGUGUCAACACUGGAAUGAGGAGAUGAUGUAACAAAAUAAUUUUUCACUUAGGACUAUGAACGUUGUAGCACAUAAAGAGUGACGUUAGAUCCGUCAUAUAACGUAGUUACAGCCAUAGUAGCUGAAGAAGUCGUGCUCCUAAACCACACUUGGUAAUGAUUCUUAAUCAUUUCUCUAUGUGCUUUGUAUGAUAUAGCUUGAUAGCUGUGUUGUGCAAACCACGAGUUAAAAAUAUCUGUCUUCUGUUUUGCCAAUAUCUCACAAUUUAUUUAGUUUCCUUAUGUAUUAGGCUUUCCUUGUGUAGACAAUGUCAAAGUACCGAUUUCCGUUCUUCCGACACAAAGAGACUGGAAGUCAGCUAAUAGAAGGUGUCCACAGACUAGUUGCAGAGUUGAGGCUGGGCACUCAAUUCAAAGAUGAGAAACCUCGCAAGCUGCACAGACACCCAGACAAGUAUUCCAGAGGCAAUGGCUCCUCCAAGAUGCAGUAUUACUAAUAAGAAGCCAAAGAAAGAGUAAGAACCAUAUCUCGUAUGUUGUGAUGGAUAAGAAAACAGAGCAUGAUAAAGAAGCAUGAUGACGAAGAAGUUAAUUACAAAGAGAACUAAAUGUAUGUGAAAAGAGAGGCUGGAUGUUUUGGUGGAGAUCAUGAAGAUGAAGAUUACAGUGAGGAAGAUGACGGUGAGCAAAAAGUAGAAGAGGGUGGUCAUGAUGAGGAAGACGAGGUUUAUAAUAAAUUGGAAGUUAAUCUCCAACGAAUCUCCAGGAGAUAUCGUCUAUAUCUACUGGAAUAACCUGAAUGCAUUGGUAGAAAAAUUUUUUCCUUGCUAGCUUCAAAAGCAGUAGGCAAUAAUCCAAAUGACAAUGAAAUUACUAACUAUUGAAGAAGAACUUCGAAAAGCAGCGAUUACUACUUAUAAUUUACAACAUCUGCAGAAACUAAAAUGAAAGAGUCAACUGUAGGAUGAUAAAUUGCAUAUGGGAACAUUCAGUAAGUUGCAAGACCACAACGCAACCAAAAAAGAUACAAUUCGCAAAUUCGAAAGAUUCCCACGGUUCACACAAUUAUUCCAUGGGAAUUUGCUUACUUAACAGCACACUUUGAAAAUGGUUAGAGCUUGUACGUGAUUUCAAAGUAAAAUAGAUCAAAUGGACAGACUUAAAGUGCUAACAUUUCGAGCUGGACAUACUGUCAGCUAUUGGUACUACCAUACAGUCUUAAGAUUCAGUACCUCGGCACCUGAUUUCAAGUUACGGCACACACAUUGUUAAAUCAUGUCACACACACUGCCAGCUUCUGGUUUUGGAAUACUAGUUCAGUUCUGAAUGCUUGUUUAUUUAUGUCAGCUAUUACUGCCUCUCACUUAGCAUUACCAGCAGAAGAUGACCAAAUUUUGUGCCGCAAGAUAAAAUUAAUAUCCUAAUGUUGGGUAACUAUGGUGUCUGAAUGACUACAAGAUUGGUUAGAUGAAUGCAUGCGACCCUGUUUCUCACCUAUACGAAUGUUUAUCAGUACUACUCAGUUUGCUAUUUUUCUGAAGACUUACUUCAAGGAAUGAUGUGUUAAGAUCAAUAAUGACGAACUUACUCCAUUGAGCCAGAUCUUUGAUGUUGUCGGCUGAAUAAAAUUUGUUUAAGUUGAUGGUACUUGGAAAAUAGUUUUAACAGCUUCACCUUCCCAGAUGUUUUCGCUACUAGUUAAUGUAUUAACAAAAAGCACUGGCUGGUGGUAGGCAUUCUGAUCAUAUUUCUUUGAUAAAUGCAUUCUGAGCAUGUGAAAAUGUAUGGAUGAAUGAUGAACUACCUCGAACUGCUUUUUGGAAGUAUGAGAUGUUGUGAAUGCCAAUGCUGUUGGAAUAACAUGGUUUACUUUGGUAAUUGUCAUUGAAAAGUGCACUUUAAGCUGUAAAUUAGAUGAGUGAUAGUGCCCUUGUGUGUUUUUCAGCACUAUAUAGAACCAGUUUUAUGUGUUUUCAUUAAUUUAAUGCAUAGUACAAAUAAUAGACUAUAGUCGUCGACCAACCAAUAAUGUAUUUCAGUAGUGUCAGCUAGUGACCCGUAUGAAUUUUUGUAAUUAAUACACACAAUUUCUAUGUAGAAAUAUUUAAUUUGUAUGUCCAUUGUGCUUGUAAAGCGUGGUACAAAGAUCAAAUUUUGGUUGCCAACAAAAAAUUUUAUAGAAGAAUUAAGUUAUGAUAAUACUGUCA